AUGGCAGAGAUUGGUACUGCAGUUGCUGAAAAAGUAGUGGACUCAUUGUUUGUUGUGGCUAAAAAAGAGAUUGGUUAUUUAUGGAAUUACAAAGAAUAUGUUGAAAACUUAAGACGUGAUGCUAAAAAUCUCGAAGUCACGAGGGGGGAGGUUCAAGAACUAGUAUAUAUAGCCAUCAGCAAAGGAGAUAAACUCAAGUACGGAGUGGAAGACUGGGUGAAGGAGGCAGACACUGAACUAUCCAAGGCAAACGAGUUUCUUGAAAAAGAAGCUAAUGCCAAGAAGACGUGCUGCAAAAUAGGUUUGUGUGGUAAUUGGAAAACUCUUCAUCGUUACGGUAAGACUGCAACUCAGAUUGCUCCUCCUCUACUGCUGCUCCAAGAACGUGGCAGCGCCUAUAAAAGUGGUGUCUCUGUUGAAACACGUGCACCUGGACCACUAGAUGUUUAUCAAAACAAAGAUCUUUCUGGCCUUCAUACCCAUGAUUCAGCUUUGGGGGACAUCAUUAAGUCUCUUGAAGAUGAGACCAUACAAAUUACUGGAAUCUAUGGGUUGGGAGGUGUUGGAAAAACCACACUUGCAAUGGAAGUUGCGACAAUAGUAAAAAAUAAUAAGCUGUUUGCUGAUGUUGCUUUUACAACCGUCUCACAAAACAUAGAUGUUGGGAAGAUUCAAAAGGAUAUCGGAGAAGCAACGAAACGAAUAAUGAGAAGGGACAAGAUUCUAAUCAUAUUAGAUGAUGUUUGGGAGACACUUGAUCUACAAGAAUUGUGUAUUCCAUUUGGGAAUAACCACAAGAAUUGCAAGAUUUUGUUGACAUCUAGAAACGAGAGUGUGUGCGACAGCAUGAAUGUUCAGAGAAAAAUUUGUGUCAACGCUUUGCCAACAGCGGAGGCAUGGAUUCUUUUCAAAGGUGUGGUUGGCGAAAAAGUGGAGAGCGAUGUCGAUUUGAAACUAGUUGCAAUGAUGGUAGCUGAAGAGUGUGGUGGAUUGCCACUGCUCAUCCAAGCUGUAGGAAAUGCUUUGAAAAACAAAAACAUCGAUAUAUGGAGCUCAGCUCUUUCUCGGCUAAAAAAACAUGCACCAAUAGAAAUCAAUCCAGAUAUACGGAAAGCAUUUACUCGUUUGAAGCUAAGCUAUGACUACCUUGAAAUUGAAGAAGCCAAGUCGUGCUUCUUGUUAUGUACUUUGUUUGGUGAAGACCAUAAUAUAUCAUUUGAAGACAUGGCGAUUUAUGGGGUAGGUUUAGAAAAGUUUGAUGACCUUGAGAGCAUGGAGGAUGCAAGAGAUAGGGUUCGAAAUGCAGUGAACAUCCUCACGUCUUGUGGCUUGUUAUUAAAAAGCGAAUUGGGGGAAGGCUUUACCAAAAUGCAUGAUGUUGUCCGUGAUGUGGCAUUGUUAAUUGCAUCUCAAAGCAAUAACAAAUUUCUGGUGAAAGAUCGGCAAGGUUUAACUGAAUGGCUACCAAGAAACAACAGCUUAGAAAGCUACGUGGGAAUCUCCCUCGUCAACAAUAACAUCAACAAGCUUCCUGAUUAUGAGGUUCAUUUACCAAACCUUCAAGUAUUCGCUAUAUGUUUCAAUCAUGAUUUGUCAAUGAUAUCUGAUGAAUUCAUUCGGUGCAUUAAAAAGGUAAGGAUUUUAGAUAUCUCAUGGACUAAAAUCUCAUCAUUGCCACACUCAUUUCAACUACUCACAGAACUUCAUGUGCUCGAUCUUCGGGGAAUUAAAUCUCUGCACGAAAUUUUGGUACUUGGGGCGUUACGAAACCUUGAGAUUCUGAUUCUAAAUGAAACUGGAAUCACUGAAAUUCCUAAAGAGAUUGCUCAAUUAGUCAACUUGAGGGUGCUUCAAGUUAUUGGUUGUAAGGAUCUAUUUCGCAUAACACAAGGUGUUAUAUCAAGGCUCUGGAGAUUGGAAGAGUUAUGCAUUGAAUUUAUGUUGAAGUUCGUAGGAGCUUCUGAUUGUAUUGUUGAGAUAAUGAGCUUGUCGAAGCUCACAUCCUUGGACUUUACAGUUUCAAGUAUUGAUGAUAUUCCUGCUGAAGGAGAAGGUUUCAAUUCUGAAAAGUUGAAAAAAUUUAUGAUUCAAAUAGGAGAAUACGAUCGACAUACUUUGAACAUCUAUAACACCAUGUGGUCGGGUCGUUACCUGGUUCUCUCAAGAGUUCAUAUUAGGAUUCCAUUAGCGAAGUGGUUAACGAAAUUGAUUGAGGGAAGUCUUCCUAUUACAAUUCUAAAUGGAACUGAAAGCAUAAAUAAUAUUAUGCUGACCCUGUAUGAUGAAGGUUUUAAUAAGUUAGAGCAAAUUAAGUUGAAUAAUUGCUCCAAUGUCUCAUUCCUAGUGGGUGAUGUUACAAGGUGGGAUGGGGGUGAAGGGAAAACAGGGGAAAAGGUUUUCAAGGAGCUAAAACACCUUAAAUUGUGUAGUUUAAAUAAAUUGAAGGUGUUAUGGAAUUGUCCUGAUAAAUAUAUAAGUCUUACUAACCUAGUUACUCUUUCCAUUGGAGCAUGUCAUGAGCUAGAGAGAGUAUUCACAGUGAGUGUAGCACAAGGCCUUGUCAAUCUCAAGAGAUUAAAUAUUAAUGGCUGUGAUCUUUUAGAGGAAGUGAUUUGGGUUGGUGAAGGUGGAGAUGAUGAAUCUGGAAUUAUUACUAUAUUUCCUUCCCUUGCCGAGAUAUACCUUACCGGUUUAACGAGACUCAGGAGCUUUUACUCAGGGAGUGAGAACUGUCGCAUCAAGUAUCCUUCGUUGGCGGGUAUUGCAUUCUUUGGUUGUCUAAACUUCGAGAUAUGGGGACCUGGAAUCCAUGAAACACCCAACCUCAAAAACAUACCGGAUGGACCUAAUGGCAUCAAUGAUUUUGUGGCAAACUGGUACGAGACUUACACAAGAGCUAAGCAACAAGCGGAACUUCAUAACUGA
Messenger RNA from Erigeron canadensis, 2925 nucleotides. RefSeq names its product probable disease resistance protein At4g27220. The transcript is spliced from 2 exons. Gene Ontology annotation, molecular function: ADP binding. The coding region runs from base 1 to 2925 and encodes 974 amino acids. The record is from RefSeq and is a predicted model, not a curated record. NCBI's taxonomy places the organism in Eukaryota, Viridiplantae, Streptophyta, Magnoliopsida, Asterales, Asteraceae.